Indicator indicator is the source of this 3138-nucleotide messenger RNA. RefSeq names its product FERM domain containing 4A (gene FRMD4A). The coding region runs from base 1 to 3138 and encodes 1045 amino acids. Gene Ontology annotation, cellular component: bicellular tight junction; adherens junction; cytoskeleton. The record is from RefSeq and is a predicted model, not a curated record. Lineage: Eukaryota; Metazoa; Chordata; Aves; Piciformes; Indicatoridae. The transcript has 23 exons. Gene Ontology annotation, biological process: establishment of epithelial cell polarity.
AUGGUAGUACAGGCAUCUGUGACUCCGGGUAGGACCCGAAGACUUUUAUUCAAAAUCCCAUAUGGAUCACUGAGGAGACGCAGUGUGGAAAGGAUGACGGAGGGUCGCAGAUGCCAAGUGCACCUCCUUGAUGACAGGAAGCUGGAGCUCCUUGUUCAGCCAAAGCUUUUGGCCAAGGAGUUGCUUGACCUGGUUGCAUCUCAUUUCAACCUGAAGGAGAAGGAGUACUUUGGAAUUGCAUUCACUGAUGAAACGGGACACCUGAACUGGCUUCAGCUGGACCGCCGGGUGCUGGAACAUGACUUCCCCAAGAAGUCAGGACCGGUUGUUUUGUACUUCUGUGUCAGGUUCUAUAUUGAAAGCAUCUCCUAUCUAAAGGACAAUGCCACCAUUGAGCUGUUUUUCUUGAAUGCCAAGUCCUGCAUCUAUAAGGAACUCAUUGAGGUUGACAGUGAAGUGGUGUUUGAACUGGCUGCAUACAUCUUGCAGGAGGCAAAGGGAGAUUUUUCAAGCAAUGAAGUUGUAAGGAAUGAAUUAAAGAAGCUGCCAGCCCUUCCAACACCAGCACUGAAGGAGCAUCCUUCCCUCGCUUACUGUGAGGAUCGAGUCAUUGAACAUUACAAGAAACUAAAUGGUCAGACAAGAGGUCAAGCAAUUGUGAAUUACAUGAGCAUUGUAGAAUCCCUCCCAACAUAUGGAGUGCAUUAUUAUGCAGUAAAGGACAAACAGGGAAUUCCUUGGUGGUUAGGACUUAGCUACAAGGGGAUUUUUCAAUAUGACUACCAUGACAAAGUGAAACCAAGAAAGAUCUUCCAAUGGAGGCAGCUGGAAAACCUCUAUUUCCGCGAGAAGAAGUUCUCGGUGGAGGUGCACGACCCGCGCAGGGCAUCUGUGACCAGGAGGACUUUUGGGCAUAGUGGCAUUGCUGUGCAUACGUGGUACGCCUGUCCAGCACUAAUAAAGUCUAUCUGGGCUAUGGCCAUUAGUCAACAUCAGUUCUACCUGGACAGAAAGCAAAGCAAGUCCAAGAUUCAUGCUGCAAGAAGCCUGAGUGAGAUUGCAAUUGACCUGACUGAAACUGGAACACUCAAGACCUCAAAGCUGGCCAACAUGGGGAGUAAAGGCAAAAUUAUCAGUGGCAGCAGUGGGAGUCUUCUCUCAUCAGGUUCCCAAGAGUCGGAUAGUUCUCAGUCUGCCAAGAAAGAUAUGCUGGCUGCACUGAAAUCCAGGCAAGAAGCUUUGGAAGAGACGCUGCGCCAGCGCUUGGAAGAGCUGAAGAAGCUGUGUCUUCGAGAAGCGGAGCUCACAGGAAAGCUGCCACGAGAAUACCCCCUAGAUCCUGGGGAGGAGCCGCCUAUCGUAAGGAGAAGAAUAGGAACUGCCUUUAAACUGGAUGAGCAGAAAAUCCUGCCUAAGGGAGAGGAGGCAGAGCUGGAGCGCCUGGAGAGGGAGUUUGCCAUUCAGUCCCAGAUCACAGAGGCUGCUCGGCGCCUGGCGAGCGACCCAAACGUCAGCAAAAAGCUGAAGAAGCAGAGGAAGACGUCCUACCUGAACGCUCUGAAGAAACUGCAGGAGAUCGAAAACGCCAUCAACGAGUACCGCAUCAAAUCUGGAAAGAAGCCAACCCAGAGAGCCUCCCUGAUCAUAGAUGAAGGAAACAUCGCCAGUGAAGACAGCUCCCUCUCAGAUGCCCUUGUUCUCGAGGAUGAAGAUUCUCAGGUCACCAGCACAAUAUCCCCUCUCCAGUCUCCACACAAAGGACUCCCUCCCCGGCCACCCUUGCACAACAGGCCUCCUCCUCCCCAGUCACUUGAAGGCCUCCGCCAAAUGCAUUACCACCGCAAUGACUAUGACAAGUCCCCCAUCAAACCCAAGAUGUGGAGCGAGUCAUCCUUGGAUGAACCGUAUGAGAAAGUCAAGAAACGCUCUUCACACAGUCACUCCAGCAGUCACAAACGGUUCCCCAGCACCGGGAGCUGCGCUGAGGCGGGAGGGAGCAGCUCGCUGCAGAACAGCCCCAUCCGGAGCCUUCCACACUGGAACUCCCAGUCCAGCAUGCCCUCUACACCGGACCUACGGGUACGCAGCCCCCACUACGUCCACUCCACGCGGUCAGUAGACAUCAGCCCGACCAGACUGCACAGCUUAGCUCAGCACUUUAGACACCGGAGUUCCAGUUUGGAGUCACAAGGCAAACUCCUUGGCUCAGAAAAUGAGACAGGGAGCCCUGAUUUCUACACCCCAAGGACUCGUAGCAGUAAUGGCUCUGACCCCAUGGAUGACUGCUCUUCCUGCACCAGCCAUUCCAGCUCUGAGCACUACUACCCUGCUCAGAUGAAUCCAAACUACUCCACCCUGGCAGAGGAUUCCCCAUCAAAAGCCAGAGAGCGACAGAGGCAAAGGCACAAAUCAGCAGGCAACCUGGUCUCUUCCAAUUCAGGGAGUAUGCCCAACCUGGCUGCCAGGAAUGGGACAGGGCACCACCGCGUCUACCUGCACAGCCAGAGCCAGCCCUCCUCCCAGUACAGGAUCAAAGAGUAUCCCCUGUACAUCGAGGGUAGCUCCACACCUGUGGUGGUACGGAGCCUGGAGAACGACCAGGAGGGACACUACAGCGUCAAAGCACAAUUCAAAACCUCCAACUCCUACACGGCGGGGGGGAUGUUUAAGGAGAACUGGCACGGGGAUGAAGUGGACUCUGUCAGGCUCACCCCCUCACGCUCCCAAAUCAUAAGGACUCCAUCUCUGGGCAGGGAGGGCCAUGAGAAAGGCUCAGGCAGGACUGCAGUGUCAGACGAGCUGCGGCUCUGGUACCAGCGGUCCACGGCCUCCCACAAGGAGCACAGCCGCCUGUCGCACACCAGCUCCACCUCCUCGGACAGCAGCUCCCAGUACAGCACAUCCUCGCAAAGCACCUUUGUGGCGCACAGCCGGGUCACAAGAAUGCCUCAGAUGUGUAAAGCAACAUCAGCUGCCUUACCUAACAGCCAGAGGAGUUCGACACCUUCGAGUGAGCUGGCAGCCACGCCACCAGGCAGUCCCCACCACAUUCUCACGUGGCAGACUGGAGAAGCAACAGACAACUCACCCACUAUGGAUGAGUCUCAGUCUCCAACCCACCAAAGUACUGAUGAAUAG